CUGGAAUUAAGUACAAUUUUUAUAAUAAAUAUUAUACGAUCGAGUGUAUCAAUUAAUGGAAAUUAUAACUGCGCAAUCGCGUCUCAUUUUCGAGCGAGCGCGCGAGAGCUAGCAGAACGCACUGGAACGCAUACUGAAUUUGUCACACGACAAAACGCACGUGGCGGUUGUAAUGUAACCAAAAAGCUAUGUUCACAAAAUAUACUGGCAAUAUAAUUCUAUUAGGAGAUAAUACAUCUUUUUAAUAGAUAUUGUUUAUGAAUAUGCGUUAGUAAAAUGUAUCGAUAAAUGCUACACAUUUAUAACCGCUAAUAUCGAAUUUAUACUGUAACUCGAAGAAGUUAUUUACCUUUAAAAGACAAUGGAAGUUAACUUAGGAGAUGUAAUAAUGCCUGGAGAUAUUGUAAAGGAUAUCGCAGAAGUUAUGAAAAAGGAAACGAUAGUUUUGGGACCUGGACUUCGUCGUGAAGUUGAUACAGUUUACGCGUAUAAAGCAGGCGUAUUGAAGAAAAGAGAUCCAGCCAUAUACUAUGUAGAUUGUUAUCAGAAACGAUACGUACCAAGUCGCGGAGAAAAUGUAGUUGGUAUAAUAACACAAAAAGCAGGUGACAUUUUUAAAGUAGAUAUAGGAGCCAGUGAACAUGCAUCUCUUUCAUAUCUUGCAUUUGAAGGUGCAACUAAGAAAAAUCGUCCUGAUGUACAAGUUGGUGAUCUUGUUUUUGCCAAGCUUCUAGUUGCCAGUAAAGAUAUGGAAGCAGAACUUGUAUGCGUAGAUUCUCAUGGCAAAGAAAAGAAUUUAGGUGCUUUGACUUCAGAUGGCAUGCUUUUUAAUUGUUCUUUGAGCCUCAUCAGAAAAAUAUUGAAUCCCACUUUUUCGUUGUUCAAUAAACUGGCACAUAGUCAGGCAUUUGAACUAGCAGCUGGAAUGAAUGGUAGAAUAUGGGUUAAAGCAAGAACUAUUCAAGAAACAAUAGCAGUGGCAAAUGCUAUUUUAGCCGCAGAAUAUGCUGCACCUAGUGACAUAGAAAAGCUAUGUUCAAAUAUUGAAAAAACCUUACUUUUAACGCAAUCGAACAACAUAGAUGAAUCAUAAUAAAUAGAAACAGCCAUCUGUUACGAAUGAUUAUUUAUUAUACCAAUAUAUUUAAUGAGUUUUAUAAAUAAAUCUGUAUGAUUUCUUAUAUGAAACCUGGCGAUUAUAGCGACAACCAUCGUGACAACCAUCGUGAUAAAAAUGUAGAAUUAGAACUACACGUAGUACAUACAGUAUCAUUAUGUAUGUUGGUCAUGUACACUGCUAUGAUAAUAGAAAGAAAAUGCAAAUAUCACUACUAGUAAUGAACUUCUAUUAACGAAAAUAUACUUGAAUUCUCAUACUACUUGUAUUUCUUAUUCUGAUUGCAAUUUAAUAAUGAACAUUAUUUGAUACAUAAAUUAUUUUGAUAAAAAAUUAGAAUAAAUAUUGAAAAGUAUUUUCAUGAAAAUGUCAUUAUAAAGCACUCGUUUCUAAUGAUUUUGUAAAAUAUUGCUCACUAUCAGUGUCUACAUGUAAGUGUAAAAGUGAAUAAACCGAUUUUCGCUAUAUUUUCUGAUAUGUAGCUAGUAUCUUUUAACUGUAGUGUGAAAGCUACACUCUAAUGAUAGUAUCAGUUAUUCAAGCACAACCUUGACUUUCUUUAUUUUUGCCCCACAAAAAUAUUUAAUCAAUUUUUAAAUCAAGCAUAUUACACAGUUUCAUAUUUUGUUUGUUCGUAAUACAGAUUUUGUACGUGAUGGAAUGUGCACUGUUUAUAAUUUAUAAAAUAAAGUGUAAAUAUGUUGGUAUCGGGAAAACAUUUUUCUAAACACUAUAACCACAUAUAAUGGCUAUAGAAUAAAUUCAUACAAUAGUUAAAAACUAAAAUAACACUGAUUUAACAUGAAGAAUAAUUCUAAAUGUAUGUGGAGUAUUAUUAGAUUUUAAAUAACAAUAAUCUGACACAAUAUAUUUGGCAUAAAUAAAGUAAACUAAUAUAAUCAAGAGUGCAUGUUUAACAAUUUAUACAAAAUAUAGAAAUAAAACAAUAAUGUGUAAUAGUAUAUACAAAUUUCGUUUCCUACCUAUCUUUUUGUUUUUCUAUGGAACAAACAUUUACUUAAAGAAAUCAUCAAAAACGCUUUGGGUGUGAUAGAUAGUACACAAUAUGGUAACUUAACAUAAAACUAAUUCAAAGAUUAAUACUUAUUUCGUAUAACAUUAUUUCUGGAAUUAUCGUUAUAAAUCUCUUUUACCAUCACUUAAUGUAAGGAUAUAAAAUUAAUGUUAUUACUCUAAUAGACAAUGACAUGACAGACG
This is a messenger RNA of Colletes gigas, 2335 nucleotides long. RefSeq names its product exosome complex component RRP40 (gene Rrp40). Gene Ontology annotation, biological process: TRAMP-dependent tRNA surveillance pathway; CUT catabolic process; nuclear polyadenylation-dependent rRNA catabolic process. Gene Ontology annotation, molecular function: RNA binding. The transcript has 2 exons. The record is from RefSeq and is a predicted model, not a curated record. Gene Ontology annotation, cellular component: cytoplasmic exosome (RNase complex); nuclear exosome (RNase complex). NCBI's taxonomy places the organism in Eukaryota, Metazoa, Arthropoda, Insecta, Hymenoptera, Colletidae. The coding region runs from base 362 to 1093 and encodes 243 amino acids.